This is a messenger RNA of Zea mays, 893 nucleotides long. RefSeq names its product 60S ribosomal protein L15. Gene Ontology annotation, cellular component: cytosolic large ribosomal subunit; ribosome. Bases 52 to 666 code for a protein of 204 amino acids. The record is from RefSeq and is marked validated. Gene Ontology annotation, biological process: cytoplasmic translation. The transcript is spliced from 4 exons. NCBI's taxonomy places the organism in Eukaryota, Viridiplantae, Streptophyta, Magnoliopsida, Poales, Poaceae. Gene Ontology annotation, molecular function: RNA binding; structural constituent of ribosome.
CCACCCCACUCGCCGCCGCCGCUGCCACCGCCGCUUGCUGCCGCAGCCGCCAUGGGGGCGUACAAGUACGUGUCGGAACUAUGGAGGAGGAAGCAGUCGGACGUGAUGCGCUUCGUGCAGCGCGUGCGCUGCUGGGAGUACAGGCAGCAGCCGUCCAUCGUCCGCCUCACCAGGCCCACCCGCCCCGACAAGGCCCGUCGUCUCGGCUACAAGGCCAAGCAGGGAUAUGUUGUCUACCGUGUCCGUGUGAAGCGUGGUGGCAGGAAGAGGCCUGUGCCCAAGGGUAUUGUCUAUGGCAAGCCCAAGCACCAGGGUAUCACCCAGCUCAAGUUCCAGAGGAACAAGAGGUCUGUCGCUGAGGAGAGAGCUGGACGUAAGCUUGGUGGACUGAGGGUUCUUAACUCCUACUGGGUGAAUGAGGAUAGUACCUACAAGUACUUCGAGAUCAUCCUUGUGGACGUUGCCCACAAAGCCAUCAAAACCGACCCGAGGAUCAACUGGCUAUGCAACCCUGUGCACAAGCACCGCGAGCUCCGUGGCCUCACCUCAGCAGGCAAGAAGUACCGUGGCCUGCGGGGCAAGGGCCACACUCACCACAAGAACAGGCCCUCAAGGAGAGCCACCUGGAAGCGCAACCAGACCCUCUCCCUCCGUCGCUACCGCUGAGCAGCUCGUCGGGUGCUUGGAUACUGCCACUGUCCGACCAUUCCCAAUCAAGACAACAAGGGUGCCUGUCUCUGGUUGCAUUUUCAAAGUUUUGCUAUUUGUGUUCUUGGCACUUUUAAUGUUAGAAGUCAAUUAUGGAGCAUAUGUCAUGAACUAUUUGCAAUUCCGCUGUAUUAUCAGACAACGAAUGGUUAGUGAUCAAAUGCUGCCUGCUGCUGUGGACUAAA